GAUAAGUGUGGAGAGCCUUUUAUCACUUGUCCAAAUAUAUUAAUCCACUUGGCUUCGAUAUUAACAUAUGUACCUAGUCUUCCAUGCAUGAAGACACAUGAUACAUUUGCAUAGCCAUUUGUCAAAGCCAUUCACCACUUUUAAGGCUUCAUGCAAGAAGUCACUUGGAAAUAGAUAGAACACUUGAAAAAUAAAAAGAUCUAUGACUAUUGGUUGUAAAUGAAUUUUCAAAAAGAAAUUUUUGACUUUGUAUUAUAAAUGAUACCAACAUAGUCUUGUGGUUCUGGUUGAACUCGUUAUUUCUUAACAGAAAACUAACGGAAGGAUGUAAUUUCUCAUUUUUGGGACAGUUUAGAUAAGCUUAUUCUCCAAGAAAACUCAAACCAAGUUACAUUGUCAAGCAAUUUCUUGUUUGGAACGGCCUCUUCAUAUUACCAGUAUGAAGGAGCUUAUCUGAGUGAUGGGAAAGGCCUCAGCAACUGGGACGUUUUUACCCAUGAAGCUGGUCAUAUUAAGGAAGGAAGCAAUGGAGAUGUUGCUGUUGAUCACUACCAUCGUUAUUUGGAGGACAUCAAACUCAUGGCAGAUAUAGGGGUGAAUAGCUAUCGUUUCUCUAUCUCAUGGGCAAGAAUUCUGCCUAAGGGGAUAUUUGGAGAAGUUAAUAUUGCCGGAAUUGAGUUCUACAGUAAGCUCAUUGAUGCACUCCUACAGAAAGGGAUCCAACCGUUUGUCACAUUAACACAUUUUGACAUACCACAAGAACUUCAGGACAGAUAUGGUGGUUGGCUAAGUUCACAAAUACGGGAUGAUUUCAGCUAUUUCGCAAACAUAUGCUUCAAAUACUUCGGAGAUAGAGUUAAAUACUGGGUAACGAUGAAUGAGGCUAACUUUAUGGCCAUAGCUGGCUAUAGAGAUGGGACUUACCCUCCAACUCGAUGCUCUGGUAUAUUUGGGAAUUGUAGUGCUGGGGAUUCAGAAAGGGAACCCUUCAUUGCAGCUCACAAUAUGAUCCUAUCUCAUGCAAAUGCUGUCAGCAUUUACCGCACCAGAUAUCAGAAAAGUCAAGGAGGCAUGAUUGGCAUUACUAUGGGUUUUGAAUGGUUUGAACCGUUAAGCAAUUCCUCAGAAGACAUAGCUGCAACUCAUAGAGCUCGAUCAUUCUAUGACAGUUGGUUUUUAGACCCUAUUAUAUUAGGAAGAUAUCCUAAAGAAAUGGUACAAAUUUUGGGAUCUAAUCUUCCGGAAUUAUCAAUGAAUGAUUUGAGCAAGUUGAGUUAUGGCCUAGAUUUCAUUGGAAUCAAUCAUUAUUCGGCUGUCUAUAUCAAAGAUUGCUUAUAUUCUGCCUGUGAACAUGGAAACUCUUGGUCAGAGGGUUCUUAUUUUAGGACUACACAAAGAGACGGCAUCUACAUUGGUGAACCAGGGGAAGUGGACUGGCAAUUUGUGUACCCACAAGGGAUUGAAAAAGUUGUGAUGUAUUUGAAGGACAAAUUCAACAAUACUCCAAUGUUUAUCACUGAAAAUGGCUUUGCUGGGAACAGUUCUUCUAUAGAGGAUGCCUUGAACGAUGUUCGUAGAGUGAAAUACUUGCAUAGCAACUUAAAUUCAUUGGCAAAUGCCAUCAGGAAAGGUGCAGAUGUAAGGGGAUACUUUGUUUGGUCCCUUCUUGACAACUUUGAGUGGCUAGAUGGAUAUAGCAUAAGAUUUGGACUUUACUAUGUCAACUAUACUAAUCUCCAGAGAACUCCAAAAUUAUCAGCCACCAAGUAUCAAGAGCUCAUGUAUAACUUUCACAUAGAGCUUGAAACACAUACUGCCCUGAAAUAGCGUAAUAAGAGGAUGUAUAUGUGGAGACUUGUUGAAGAUUUUUAUUUAGGUCUCUGUUGUUGGAAAGCAAUUACUGGGCAAUCAUACUAUAAUUGUUCAGCCUAAUCCCUUCCUUUA
Molecule: messenger RNA, 1944 nt
Organism: Nicotiana tabacum (common tobacco)
Lineage: Eukaryota; Viridiplantae; Streptophyta; Magnoliopsida; Solanales; Solanaceae
Product: beta-glucosidase 18-like
Biological process (GO): carbohydrate metabolic process
Molecular function (GO): beta-glucosidase activity
Source: RefSeq, a predicted model, not a curated record